AUGAUCAGAGCAGAGAGCAGGCGGACGGCCAGAGAGACGGUCUACCUGGACAUGGAUCACCUGUUGCUGCUGCUGCUGCUGCUGCUGCUGCUGUGGAGCUCAGACCUGCUGGUUCAGCCCAACAUCACUGUGUCCUCCUCCAUGGAUGGGGUCUCCAAGGCCCAGCAGCAGGGGUUUCAGGUGUCCAGGGGCUCCACCUUCACCAUCAGCUGCUCCAUCCAGCCACAGUACCCAGGAGGCUCCUUCCAGCUCGCCUUCACCUCCUCCAACACAUCACACAACUACACCCAGCCAGCUGUCAAUCACUCUGCCCACUUCCUGUUUCCUGCUGCAGAGCCCGCCCACCAAGGAAGCUACAGCUGUGUUUAUCACCUCCAUGUUUUUUCUCAUAACUUCUCCUCUGAGAGCCGUCGGCUGUCUCUCACUGUCUCAGAUCCAACAGGUCUUCUCAUCAAAGUGGUCGUCCUGCCGCUGACUCUGCUGUUGGUGAUCGCUGCCCUUUGUUUCUACUAUAAGGCCAGCAGGGGGCAGAAGCCGGGCAGGCAGGAGGACAUUGAGCUGGAUUAUUAUAACGUGGGUGUUUCUGCAGCUGAAGGAGGGUCGACUGAAGAGGAAGGAGCUCAGGGAGCAGAGUAGGACCUCCAAGGAGCUCAUCUCAGCUGCCUCACAACCCCCCAUCAGCUCAGUCAAGGAUUUUACACUUUUAUACUGAUGUUCCCUUUAAACAAUACGGUUGGAAUUAUUAGAUUACAUUAUAAACUCUAUUUUUAUUACUCUCAACAUGAACAGAGCAAAACCAACAACUUGCCAGUCUUUUCAGACUUCCUGUCUUUGGCUCUCAGCUCCAAGGCCAUUGGUUCCUACUGAAGACGUUAAUUUUUAAAAAGUCCUCACAAAUACUGUUAAAAGAAAUUUACUCAUACCCAUGCCAAAUUUUGAUACGUAGAAAAUUUUCAAUUUACCAAUAGGUUUCAUUAGUCUGGCAAUGACAUAAACAAAUGACAAAGACAGCAAGAUAUUGUGUCAGAGAUGUUAAUGAUAAAUCUUAACUUUUUCUAUGUUGUCAUUUUUUUUUAAUUUGUACUGAAAAUGUCAUGUCUUCCCACCCUCUGUUGCACCAUAGUUGGCAUUAUCAGUGCCCCAACAGUCUGGACCCAGAUGACCCAAACAAUUACCGCCCAAUCUUUAAUCUACCUUUCCUCAAUAAAAUUAUGGAAAGAGCUGUGGCUGCCCAACACCAUAUGUUCCACAAUAAACUAUUUGAACCACUUCAAUUUGGUUUGCAUCACAGCACCGAAACUGCUGUCAUCAACAUCACAAAUGACCUUCUCAUUGCAAUGGACAGCGGUCUCAUCAGUAUCCUCAUCCUCCUUGACAUCUCUGCAGCCUUCGACAUUAUCUUACACACCCUCCUUCUUUACAGCCUCUCUGAACUUAUUGGCCUUACUGGCAUAGCGCUCUCCUGGGGGCCAUAUUACAGAAACUUCCUAACCGGUAGAUCCUAUCCUUACUGCUUGGAAACCAUGGUAAUAAGGGUUAGGAACUUAUUUAGGAAAAAGGCCAUUACAGAUGAUCAUUUACUAAGUCAAUGGAUUUCUCGACGGAGGUCACAAACACCUCCAAUGCAUCUGACUUGAAGUUCAAUGAUAGAUUUUGUUUCCGCUCCAUUUUCAGUGUACGUUUCAGAAAAAAAAACUAACAAAAAAACAGCAAAAAAAGCCGUUUAGCUCGGCGAAAUUAUUAAAUAAGCAUUGGUUGCUAGGUAACAGGCAUAAAAGUUGAUAACCGAUGUUGGAUCGAGUAUUUAGGAUUUCCUAACCUGGAUAAGAUGAAGUAA
Messenger RNA from Micropterus salmoides (largemouth bass), 1837 nucleotides. RefSeq lists its product as uncharacterized. The record is from RefSeq and is a predicted model, not a curated record. NCBI's taxonomy places the organism in Eukaryota, Metazoa, Chordata, Actinopteri, Centrarchiformes, Centrarchidae. The transcript has 4 exons. Bases 1 to 636 code for a protein of 211 amino acids.